Zasmidium cellare ATCC 36951 is the source of this 813-nucleotide messenger RNA. RefSeq lists its product as uncharacterized. The record is from RefSeq and is a predicted model, not a curated record. The transcript has a single exon. Lineage: Eukaryota; Fungi; Ascomycota; Dothideomycetes; Mycosphaerellales; Mycosphaerellaceae. The coding region runs from base 1 to 813 and encodes 270 amino acids.
AUGCUGCAAUACGAGUCGGAAAAACUGCUUGGCCAUCAAAGUGGCGACGAGGCUGUCGAGAUGAUCGAUAUUGAACGGCUUCGCCCACGGCCCAGACGCUUCACGACCUUCCUGACAUGGACCUGGAGGCUAACGAUAUGUUCUCUGAGCCUCUGGGCUUUCGCCAACCUCUCCCUCAACGCCUGGUCCUUCUUCCGUCGUGAUGCCCACUCGCCGUCACAGCCAACAAAGGUUUCUUGCUCGUGCGGCAAUUCUGUGGCUGAUGCUUUGUCAAUGGGCUGCAAAUACGAUGCGUUGGCUUCGGCCUGGCUCCCUCCAGCCUGUAUCGACGCAGACCUGAGCUACGAAUUCGACCACGCGGGACCUGAGCCAGAUGGAUCUUGGAUUUACUACACCGACUACGAUAAGACCGGUACUUACACCUUGGAAGAGGUCUCUCUUCUCGCUGACACGGGUGCCUACUACUACAACACCAUGGCAUGGCAUCUCGCACAUUGCACUUACAACUGGCGCAAGGCUGUGAGAUCCAAGUGGACAGGCGUCACACUGGAGUACCGCAGCGACACAGAGGAGCAUGUCGAUCACUGUGAGAUGAUGUUCAAGGACAGGACACCACUUGACUACGUUGGUACCGUCUCAAUCGUCACCACCAAUGCGGACUGGCAAGAAAUGCAUAAGGAGAUGCAUCCGGAGGCUAUGCAUCCCGACGCUAUGCACCCGGACACUGAUAAGAUGCACCCCGAAAGCGCAAUGCACCCCGAUAUGCAUCCGGACAACAAGAUGCACCCCAAUAUGCAUCCAACUACGUACUAG